AUGAAGCCAACUUCCGUGAAGAACGACACAAACUCGCCGCAACAUUCAGGUCCACCCUCGCCUGCCGAUGCCGGCCCCGCAAAACAAAACAAGAAGAGAAAGAAGGUCGGCUCUGCUUGUGUAUACUGCCGCAGAUCCCACAUGAACUGCGAUGAAUCAAGACCGUGCAAGAGAUGCAUCAAGAGAGACAUCGGUCAUUUGUGCCACGACGAUGGCCCAAAACCAAAACCAAAAGAUGGCUCAUUUCUCACCACCAAUGACCCCCACUCCCCAGACGGCUCGAAAAACGAUACCAAAACUGCGUCAUCAGGCGCUCUCGAUAACCAACUGGCUUCAUCCCUGCAGGCAAACUUCUUACCUUCGUCGACAGCUUUGAACCAGCAGCCCUUUUUCUAUUCUGAACACGCAGGUUCGGAGUUUAACUCCUUGACAGAGUUCCUAUCGAUGAUCGACGAUAACGAUAUGAUGGAUACCAUCAGUCUGACAAAUGAUCCCAUGCUACAGAAGCUUGAAGCAACGAACUAUCUUAGUGGCUUUACAAACUCAACAGCAAACCUUCAGAAUAUGAUGAAUCAUCAACUCAACGGCCCAUCCCAGUCACAUCAGUUUCCAAUGGAGGAUGGGAAACUGCAGCAGCAACAGAAACAGCAACAACAACAACAACAACGCAAUCUUCCUUACGAAGCUACAAAUUAUCAAGAUGCUCCUUUCAAAACUCCGAGCCAGCAGCAGGCUCAGCUUUUUUCUCAAAAAUCCCCAACACUUCAAAAGGCUCCUCAAAACACACCGCACAUUUCGGACGCAGCUCGGGAUAAGUUCUUCCUCACUGCAGCGGAUCCGACUACUGAAAUUUCACCCGAGGAGAGGUUGAAGCAAGUCAUUAAUGCAAAACUUGAAGCUGGACUUUUAAAGCCUUACAACUACGCUAAGGGAUACCAAAGACUUCAAACAUAUAUGGACAAGUAUAUGGCAACUUCAAGCAGAGCAAGAAUCUUAAAACCUCUCUCGACUUUUAGACCUGGUUUCAGGGCUAUUGCGAAAACUUUGAAAGAUAUAGAUUUGAUAUUGGUAGAGGAGAGCUUUGAAAGAAUGUUGUUGGACUACGACCGUGUUUUCACAUCUAUGGCAAUCCCUGCUUGUUUGUGGCGAAGGACAGGAGAAAUUUACAGAGGAAACAAGGAGUUUGCCUCUUUAGUUGAUGUCUCUAUUGAAGACUUGAAAAAUGGGAAACUGACAAUCUAUGAGUUGAUGACUGAGGAGAGUAGUGUCAACUUUUGGGAAAAAUACGGUUCAAUUGCUUUUGACAAAACACAAAAAGCUGUUUUAACAAGCUGCAACCUAAGAACCAAGGACGGACGAAAAAAGAAAAACUGUUGUUUCAGUUUCACUAUCAGGAGAGACAGAUAUAAUAUUCCAAGUUGUAUUGUCGGAAAUUUCAUACCUAUCAGGUAG
Molecule: messenger RNA, 1452 nt
Organism: Pichia membranifaciens NRRL Y-2026
Lineage: Eukaryota; Fungi; Ascomycota; Pichiomycetes; Pichiales; Pichiaceae
Exons: 2
Coding region: 1-1452 (483 amino acids)
Biological process (GO): regulation of DNA-templated transcription
Cellular component (GO): nucleus
Molecular function (GO): RNA polymerase II transcription regulatory region sequence-specific DNA binding; DNA-binding transcription factor activity, RNA polymerase II-specific; zinc ion binding
Source: RefSeq, a predicted model, not a curated record